ACCGCUGGACCUUAUGAGUACCUUAUGCCGAUGACAUUCGGAUAUAAAUCCUUACGUGUUUUUCCCGGAUUUAGCGAUUCUUAUCAGCUGAUAUCUGGUCCGAUCUCCGAAGCUGAGAUUGAAUCUCACUUUUCUUCCUGCCGAAAGCGAUCGGGACAUCACUGAGCUAGGCUGCAAUGCAAUAGGCAUCCGGAGGCCCCUUCAAAGUUUUCCAUCUUCCCUAAAUGACCCAUAUGACCCAGAUUCUUCGAUUCUACAGCUCAUCGCUGCUGACUAGCUACCAAGAGCCCUCCAAUACUUGUUUAAGUACCAUCGAAACUUUAAUUCGAACUUCACUGGUCGCUGCUGUGCGUUAAAUGCUCCUUGGAACUUUUUCACUCGGGAGUAGGCCUUCACAUCGAAUUCCUUCCAAUAUUAGCUGUCUAUGCUGAUUUCCAGUCAAACGUUUUUGCCGUACUAUCUUUUCACGUUUUUCCCGCCCGUAGGUGCAAUGUUCCGUACGGGUUUACCGGAGCGAGGUACUCGGCAUGGAAGGACACGCGUCCUUUUCUAUUUUUCAGGGUAUAUUAUCCUCUUCUCUCUUUUCCUCACUCGUGUCAUGCCUGCUCUCCAACAACACUCCAACGCGAGAAUACUGGUGACUGGAGUAAAUGGAUACAUCGGCUCAUGGAUUGCUCGCACCUUGCUUGAACAGGGAGCGACUGUAAAGGGCACAGUACGAAGCGAAAAGAAGGGUAAGUAUAUAAAACAGCUUUUUGCUUCUUAUGGGGACAGGUUUCAGCUUGUUGAGGUGCCUGAUAUCAUGGCGGACGGUGCAUUUGAUAAAGCCGUUCUGGACGUAGAUGGUGUUAUUCACACAGCGUCGCCCGUCGUCUUGGCCGCGGUGGAUCCGGAAGAGGUUAUCGGGCCGGCUGUCAAGGGAACGCUCGGCUUACUGACCAGCGUUGCCAAGUUUGGAGGACAAGUUCAGCGUGUGGUUGUUACGUCUUCAUGCACAGCCGUAUUCCAUUUCCCCUCCGAACCCAAGGUCUUCUCGGAGGCAGACUGGAAUGAGCAAGCAGUCAAGGAGAUAGAGGAGAAAGGAAGUAAUGCCUCUUUCGCUGCGAAAUACUGCGCCUCUAAGACUUUGGCAGAAAAGGCUGCCUGGGACUUUUUUGAUAAACACAAAACCACGCUGCCUUGGGAUCUUUCGGUCAUUAUCCCACCCAACGUCCACGGGCCUUUUAUCAAUGAAGUAGCAAAUCCUCAAUCACUUGGGUAUGCUACGAACGAAUGGUACAAUAUUGUCGUUUGCGGGAGCAUGAGCCCCGAAGACAUGGCAACCCAAGGACACUGUUGGGUUGACGUCCGUGAUUUGGCGGAGGCACACAUACGGAUUCUAUUUACCGAAGCCGCGGGAGGUGAGAGGAUUAUCGUGUCGGCAGGUCCAUACGUAUGGCAGGACUGGCUCGACGCUGCCAACUCGCUUUCCCCUUCGCCUAUCCCGUCGCAUCAUCUGCCUAUGGGCGUUCCGGGCGCAGGAGUUGGGGCUAGUUAUUUGAUGAGUUACCGCACUGAGAAGCAGGCAACGAUAUUGGGGAUAAAUUUCAGAACCAAAGCAGAAACUGCGCGCGACGUCUUGACCGAUUUCGAGCGGCUUGGGUGGUGAAUCUCUUCUAUUUUUGACGGAUGACGCAGGUCAGGGUAGUUCAUACAGAUAUUCGUGAGCCGUCAUAGCUCUCAGCUCCACGGAAUAAAGUAAUAAUCGCGCGCAUCUCACUUGUGAAUGUAAAUCUGAAUUCAGGAUGCUAUCGUUUGACAACUAAUUCGAAG
Desarmillaria tabescens is the source of this 1812-nucleotide messenger RNA. RefSeq names its product D-lactaldehyde dehydrogenase. The transcript has 8 exons. NCBI's taxonomy places the organism in Eukaryota, Fungi, Basidiomycota, Agaricomycetes, Agaricales, Physalacriaceae. Gene Ontology annotation, molecular function: oxidoreductase activity, acting on the CH-OH group of donors, NAD or NADP as acceptor. The record is from RefSeq and is a predicted model, not a curated record. The coding region runs from base 425 to 1648 and encodes 407 amino acids.